GGUCUCCUGACGGGCAAGGUCAGGCGAGGCUUGAAGCCAGCUGAAGGGAGAUUAGCUUGGGUGGCUGAGGAUAAGACCAGAGUGCGACAGUCGGCUCCCCUUUGGAGUGAAUUUGAUGACAAGACGUUUGAUCUGAUAGAAGCUGCCGAAGCCAUUGGCAAGAGAUACAGUAAGAGCUUUGCUAAUGUUGUAACAAAUAUACGUCAUCAAUGGAGUGGUUCCGUUCUGAGAUCAACGUUUAAUAUUUUACGAAAAUCCAAAAGGCCAUGCCAUAGUGGAGAGGCAAAAUUGUAUCUUAAUGAAAAAUGUGUAUACUUUAUUUAAUUAGUACUUUAUUAGAGCGUCUCUCCACAUGUUUUAUUUUUAUGUGCUAGUUAUUAACUAUGCAUACUUUUAUUGUUUCCUUUGUGUUGAUUACUUGCCAAAUGUAAAAACUAUAAGCAAAUAUAUUGGUUAUUAGCAAGUAAUUAAAAAAUUAAUUGAUAAUUGAAUAGUACCAAAUAGCUAAAUCCAUUUAAAAAUAUUUUUUUUUCCCGCCAUUUUCAGAUCGCAGCUUGCCUCAGGUUGCCAUACGAUGGCUGUUACAAAAAGACGUGGUCUCGUCUGUUGUCAUCGGAGCGCGAACUCUAGCCCAGCUGGACGAUAACCUGGAAGCCAGCAGCGGUUGGUCACUGACCAAAGACGAGGUAAGA
Lymnaea stagnalis (great pond snail) is the source of this 692-nucleotide messenger RNA. Lineage: Eukaryota; Metazoa; Mollusca; Gastropoda; Lymnaeidae. The record is from the annotation of a GenBank genome assembly.